AUGCGCCUCCUCGCCCUCGCCCUGCCGCUCGUGGCUGCCUCAUCAGCCCUCGCCAGCACCAUCUCUGAGCUCGACAAGCGCUACGUGACCCAAGAGGGCAGCUUCAUGCCCUCUUGGGCGGGCGAGGGGUACGGCGCGCUGGGCGUCACGGCCCAGUUCGCCUGCUGCGGGCUGUACAACUACUCUGAGAUUCCGAGCGGCCAGCCUAUUCGAAUCGCAAAGAUCCAGGCGCCAAAGUUCUUCUUCCCCACCUUCUCAGAGUGGGCGGGCAAGCCGAGCCUUAUCGGCCUCGGGGGCCCGCGCAAGCUGCACUGCAUGGACGUGGGCGAGUCCCCGCGCGACGGCACCACCGUCCGCCUGCAGGACUGCGAUAUCAACAAACGUGGCCAGCGGUGGCGUAUCCUCCUCAACACGUACGACGGGGGCAAGGGCAAGGUGCGGCUUGCGGACACUGAUCUCUGCUUUGACGUCCCGGACGGCAACUCGACCAACAACCUCCAGGUGUGGACGUGCUACAAGUGGAAUAAAAACCAGGACUUCACGUUUUCGUACCAUAAGAAGCAGUAG
Molecule: messenger RNA, 567 nt
Organism: Vanrija pseudolonga
Lineage: Eukaryota; Fungi; Basidiomycota; Tremellomycetes; Trichosporonales; Trichosporonaceae
Exons: 3
Coding region: 1-567 (188 amino acids)
Source: RefSeq, a predicted model, not a curated record